CUGGGAAAUGCAUUUGAAAUGAUGGACUUACUCAUUCCGCUUUUUAACGACGACGGUACCGGCCUACUUCUACCUCAUAAGGCCACAAAACAGGACCGAACCUUUGAUGAAGACAAUGUGUUUUCAACAUACAGCUUUUUGAUUAGAAGACUGUACUUUCCCGACAAUCCAGAGUGGAACAGGGGAAAUAUGGAUGCAAUGUUACAUACGCCCAUGUUAUUCACCAUGAAGUACACGAUUCAGCAAUACUUACUUGGUAACCACAUUCCUGGUCAUCCAAAACUGCAAAUGUAUUGUGACGAAACAGAAUACAUGUUCGAAUACAAUGACCGUGGCACACGAUAUAUCGACGACUAUCCCCAAGCUACAAACCGUGAGUUUUCGAGAUGCAGAAGAGAGAUUGUACUAAUGCUGAUAUUUGAAACAGCUUACGACGGGACGUAUUUCGUAUCCCGGGCUGUAGGAUCUCAUUCUGCUCGCACAGGCUAUAUAUGGGUUGGAGUGGCAGAGAUCUGCGAAGAAGUUCGUGGGCAAACUCACCGCAACAUAGGAUCGCUCGUUAUCCCAACUUUGGACGUAUACGCAUACGUAGAGAACCCAUCACCCGAAAAUCUCGACGAAACCUUGACUCUUUGCCCGGCACGGUCUGAUCAAUGGAUAACCGCUGAAUCGAACUCGGUAAUGGAUGGCCUUGAACUGCGGAGGCUACAUGUCCCAACAAAUUCUCAACCUAAUGCAUAUCAGAAAACUGCAUUGGAUAAACUGAUUUACCAGAAGUCUGACAUAGGUUGGCUGGGACAAUUCCUAGUCACAACUUUGAUCCAUGAGCUAUCGCACACAGAAGCCUUUACACCCAAAGGCAUCCAACAACAGGAUAUUGAAUGCAUGGCAAGCGGAGAGCCUGUCAUCACAUCUGGAAGCAUCGAAUGUCUCUAUAGCGUGGCUAAAGGGACUGAUGGUUUACAUCCGGAUACCAACACUCCACAAGGUCAUUUGGAUGCAGAGGCAUUGACUUUAUUCGCUAUGGCAUUGUGGGCAAACUCGGCGACUUGGUGGAAAUCUUAUGAAGCAAGGCGCAGACAGAAAGAUCCCCAGGCACAAUGA
Trichoderma harzianum CBS 226.95 is the source of this 1104-nucleotide messenger RNA. RefSeq lists its product as hypothetical. The transcript has 6 exons. Lineage: Eukaryota; Fungi; Ascomycota; Sordariomycetes; Hypocreales; Hypocreaceae. The annotation marks the transcript as partial. The record is from RefSeq and is a predicted model, not a curated record.